GCGGCGCCGCACGGCCGACGUGGGGCUCGCGCUCUCGCGGUCUCUCCCGGGCUGGCGGGCGGGCACGCGCAGCUGCGGGCGCGCGCGCGGACGGCCGGGCGGCGGCGGCUGCUGGAGGUGGUGGCUUCACUUUCCUAGACUCAGGGGCAGCCACAGCGGCAGCCCUGGGCAGCAGCCUCCGGAGCCAGAGCUGGAACGGCCGGGGGCGGCGGCAGCGGAAGCGCUGAGGGAUCUAAAAUGUCCACUGAGGCACAAAGAGUUGAUGACAGCCCAAGCACUAGUGGAGGAAGUUCCGAUGGAGACCAACGUGAAAGUGUUCAGCAAGAACCAGAAAGAGAGCAAGUUCAGCCCAAGAAAAAGGAGGGAAAAAUAUCCAGCAAAACUGCUGCUAAAUUGUCAACUAGUGCUAAAAGAAUUCAGAAGGAACUCGCAGAAAUUACAUUGGAUCCUCCUCCCAACUGUAGUGCUGGACCCAAAGGAGACAACAUUUAUGAAUGGAGGUCAACUAUAUUGGGACCCCCAGGAUCUGUCUAUGAAGGAGGGGUGUUCUUUCUUGACAUUACCUUUUCACCAGACUAUCCAUUUAAGCCCCCUAAGGUUACCUUCCGAACAAGAAUCUACCACUGUAAUAUUAACAGCCAAGGCGUGAUCUGUCUGGACAUUCUAAAGGACAACUGGAGUCCGGCCCUAACCAUUUCUAAGGUUCUCCUCUCCAUCUGCUCCCUUCUUACAGAUUGCAACCCUGCUGACCCUCUGGUGGGCAGCAUUGCCACGCAGUACAUGACCAACAGAGCGGAGCACGACCGGAUGGCCAGACAGUGGACCAAGCGGUACGCCACAUAGGGGCCUGCUGCCCGCGCCCGUGCCGGACCUGUGCAAGCACAUUCACCAAGUGCAUCAAUAGCCCUGCCCACCCCUCCAGACCUUGGUUCUUAUUAUCCUAUUUUUAUUAAAUUUGGAACCAUUUUGUGAUGGUAAUGUCAUCUAUCCCUCCUUCCCACUGCUGCUUCCCUCCCUCUCUCUCUCUCUUCCUCUCUCCCUCCCUCUCCCUCUCUCUCUCUCUACCUUUUUCUCUCUCUUUCCCCUCCCUCCCUCUCCCCACAUCUCUCUCUCUUUUCUCAUUGUAUUCCCUUUUUGGUUUCUGUUAACUUGAAAGAUUUGGGAUUUUUUUUCCCCACCUCAACGUGGAUGGGAACUUUUGUUUUCAGUGCAAACAAUGUUGGAUCUGUAAUAGUAAGAGCUUUCUCACAAAGCUUUAUAUUACUGUGUGGUUUUGUUUUUUGUUGUUUGUUUUAUUUUGAUUUUUUUUCUUUUAUGUGGUCUUUGGGAAAAUACAGAUUCAGAGUUAUAUCUCGUUUCUACUUAAAUGUAGUGCUAGGGUUAAUUUUUUGUACUGAAGUCUUUAUUGGUGGGUGCAUGCUACUGGGAACAAGUUUUUGUAUAAAAGCUUCAAUCAGAAUCACUGUGCAUUACUGAGACUCUGUUUAUCACUAGCCUUCUGUCCCCCUUUGCAGAAGACUGUUGGAUUGAACAAAAUAAUAUGUAUUUUGAUUUACUUAAAGUGCUUGUAAAUUUCUUAGGGACCUGCCACUUUUGACUGUGGAUCAGUUGAUGUACACUUGUAUUAUUAUCAAAGCACUCAAUAAAUCACUGUGGCUGAUAACUGCA
Messenger RNA from Otolemur garnettii (small-eared galago), 1668 nucleotides. Its product is annotated as ubiquitin-conjugating enzyme E2 E2. NCBI's taxonomy places the organism in Eukaryota, Metazoa, Chordata, Mammalia, Primates, Galagidae. Bases 238 to 843 code for a protein of 201 amino acids. Gene Ontology annotation, molecular function: ubiquitin conjugating enzyme activity. Gene Ontology annotation, biological process: protein polyubiquitination. Gene Ontology annotation, cellular component: nucleus. The transcript has 6 exons. The record is from RefSeq and is a predicted model, not a curated record.